CGGGUGGCUCCUCCAGGCCUGGAAGGCCGCGGGGGCCUGCAGAGGCCAGGGCGGGGCAGGCGGCGGAGCCGGGCCGCCCCCUUCCAAUGGGGGCGGGCCGGACGCGCCUUUAAAUGCGGCGGGGCCCGCGGCCCGAAGAAGCCGGCCUAGGGAGCGCCCUUCUCGCGCCCCUGCGCCCGCCCGAGCCCGAGCCGCGGUGCGUGUGGCCGCGCGCGCCCCCACCCCACCCCGUCCCUCCGCAGACGUGCCCCCGGCCGGUCCCCCACGCUGCCGCCCGCCACCGGCUGGUCCGCCAUGCAGGCUCGGGCGCUGCUCCUGGCCGCGCUGGCCGCGCUGGCGCUGGCCCGGGAGCCCCCGGCCGCUCCGUGUCCCGCGCGCUGCGACGUGUCGCGGUGCCCGAGCCCCCGCUGCCCCGGCGGCUACGUGCCCGACCUGUGCAACUGCUGCCUGGUGUGCGCCGCCGGCGAGGGCGAGCCGUGCGGCCGGGCCCUGGACUCGCCGUGCGGGGAGAGCCUGGAGUGCGCGCGCGGCGUGUGCCGCUGCCGCUGGGCGCACGCUGUGUGCGGCACGGACGGGCACACCUACGCCAACGUGUGCGCGUUGCAGGCGGCCAGCCGCCGCGCGCUGCAGCUCUCCGGGACGCCCGUGCGCCAGCUGCAGAAGGGCGCCUGCCCGUCGGUGCAGGUCUCCACCAGCUGACCAGCCCGAGGUAUAAGUUCAACUUCAUCGCUGACGUGGUGGAGAAGAUCGCGCCUGCCGUGGUGCACAUAGAGCUCUUCCUGAGGCACCCUCUGUUUGGCCGCAAUGUGCCCCUGUCCAGUGGCUCAGGCUUCAUCAUGUCAGAGGCUGGCUUGAUUGUCACCAAUGCCCACGUGGUGUCCAGCAGCAAUGCAGUGUCAGGCCGGGAGCAGCUCAAGGUGCAGCUGCAGAGCGGGGACACCUAUGAGGCCACCGUCAAGGACAUUGACAAGAAGUCAGACAUUGCCACCAUCAAGAUCCGCCCCAAGCAGAAAAAGCUCCCAGCGUUGCUGCUGGGCCGCUCGGCAGACCUGCGGCCUGGCGAGUUUGUGGUGGCCAUCGGCAGCCCAUUCGCCUUGCAGAACACAGUGACCACGGGCAUCGUCAGCUCAGCCCAGAGGGACGGCAAGGAGCUGGGCCUCCGGGACUCCGACAUGGACUACAUCCAGACGGACGCCAUCAUUAAUUACGGGAACUCCGGGGGACCGCUGGUGAACCUGGACGGCGAGGUCAUUGGCAUCAACACACUCAAGGUUGCAGCUGGCAUCUCCUUUGCCAUCCCCUCAGACCGCAUCGCAAGAUUCCUCACGGAGUUCCAGGACAAGCACGUCAAAGGGUUUGGGGUUCAGAGGCUUCUGGGGGACUUUCAAGACUGGAAGAAGCGCUUCAUCGGCAUACGGAUGCGGACCAUCACGCCAAGUUUGGUGGACGAGCUAAAGGCCAGCAACCCAGACUUCCCGGUGGUCAGCAGCGGGAUUUAUGUCCAAGAAGUUGUUCCUAAUUCACCUUCUCAGAGAGGGGGCAUCCAAGAUGGCGACAUCAUUGUCAAGGUCAACGGGCGUCCCCUGGCAGACUCGAGCGAGCUGCAGGAGGCCGUCCUGAGCGAGUCCCCUCUGCUGCUGGAGGUGCGGAGGGGGAACGAUGACCUGCUCUUCAGCAUCGUGCCCGAAGUGGUCCUGUGAGGGUGGGGCCCCCCCUCCAUCGCCAUUGCCAGGGCCUGCGGCCAAGAACAGGUGCCAGCUGAGUGGUUCCGUGUGGAACUGCCACCUCCCGCGGGGUCAGGACGAAGGGCCACAGUCGGUCCUCAGCAGAGCCAGCGGCCUCCUCCUGGCCGUCCAGGGGCAGAGCCCCAGGCUGGGCCUGGGAAGGAGUCCAUAUCUCAGUCUUGGGGAGCAUCAGCUCCCCUACCACAGUGCGCACAGAGGUAGCCCAACGUCCCCUCGGACGAAUGCUCCCAGUUCUCGGGGUACCUGGAAGCCUCCUGUAGUUCCCCGGAAGUCCCGCCCUCUCUUCCUUCUCCCUGCCUUUGCACCUGUCCGUACCUCUGUCCAAAAUGCCCACCCUCCACUUCGACCUCACCUGCUCAUGGCAGCUCCCAAGCCCCUUCUUUCCCAAGAAUACCUCCCUGGCCCCCUGGACCCAGUGCCCGCCAUGCUGAAUGCCCGGGGCCGUCUGCCCGGAGCCCCUGGAGGGUAGACCAUGUCUGAGCCCCCAAGGCGCGGACCCUGAGGGGAGGUCCCCUGGCUGUCCAGCCGAGCCCUGCUGCUGCUGAUGAGGCCCGCCUCCCCAGGCAAGGAAGAAGCCCGCAGGCAGCAGGGGGUGUCUCUGCUUUUCUUCCCGGAGGGGACCAGGGGCAGCAGGCAGAGGAAGCAGGGGCCUUCCGGGGAGGAGUCUGCAGGACUGACCGGCUCACCUCUGCUGUGUCCUGGGCAGAGCAGCUCUCACGGGAUCCCCCCCAGGGCCGCAGGGGAAGGCGCCUCCUCUCCCAGCUGGGAGCACGCGUGUCUCCAUGUGUAUCUGUGAGCUUCCCUGUACAAUCCAUUCCCGUGUUGCUUGUACUGUACGUUUCUCUACUGUAUGGAAAUUAAAGUUUACCAGCACGUGGUCCUUGGAA
This is a messenger RNA of Manis javanica (Malayan pangolin), 2632 nucleotides long. NCBI's taxonomy places the organism in Eukaryota, Metazoa, Chordata, Mammalia, Pholidota, Manidae. The record is from RefSeq and is a predicted model, not a curated record.